UGUGUGUGUGUGUGUUUAACGAGACACAAUGCGGCUGUGCACUCCGUCUCUUCUCUGCAUGCUGCUGGUUUUAUUCACCUUUAAAGCAGUAGACGGUUGUUAUGGACAAUUCUAUGCACAGUGCUACUACACUCGGGAUCUGGUCACCAUCGAAUUCAUUUUCUCUUGGUACUUCAACAAGGCUGAGUAUCUGAGAUACAACAGCACGACGGAUAGAUACACAGGAUACACAGUUUAUGGAGCGAAAAUGGCAGAAUCACUAAAUCUAGACCCCAAAAACAGUCUCUAUUUCUAUGUGUACACACUCUGUAAACAUAACAGUGAUAAAUACUCCACAAACGUCCUGAAGAGAGUGAAGCCCGAGGUCACAGUGAGGUCACUGAGAUCUGAGUCUGACAAUCUCCCGGCCAUGCUGAUGUGCGCUGCGUACGAUUAUCACCCAAAAGGAAUCAAAGUGUCAUGGCUGAGAGACGGCAAGGUCGUGAGCGAGGGCGUUUCCUCCACAGAUGAGCUUUCAGAUGGAGACUGGUACUAUCAGAUCCACACUUAUCUAGAGUACGUACCGAGACCUGGAGAGAACAUCUCCUGCAUGGUGGAGCACGAGAGCUUAACACGACCACACAUACACACCUGGGAUCGUCCCCUUCCUGUGGAUCAGAGGAACAAGCUGAUUAUUGGCAUUUUUCUCCUGGUGCUGGGAAUCGUUUUGGCUGUUGCUGGAUUUCUUUAUUCCAUGCUGAGAUCUAAAGAACGUAUUGCAAAGCAAACCUCACAGUCACAGUCUAUAUCUUUAGAAAGCACCGUUUCAGAGACGAGUUCAGAAGCUUCAAAUCAAGAACAUACUACAAUUCUGGAUCAGGAUGAAAUAGUCUUGAUAGAUUACAAGACCAAGAAGCAAAUCAGCCGACUUCCUCCGUUUGCAGACCCGAUUGAUUUUGAGGACUUGUAUGACUUUGCCGUUGCUAAAAGAACUGAAUGCAUUCAGAACAUCAAAAAUGUGACAGCGGCGAUCGGCAGGCCAUCUGAGCCCAGAGAUCCUCCAGAGAUCAGCGUCUACCCAAGACACGACGUGGUUCCUGGAGAAAAAAAUAUCUUCAUCUGCUUCGUAAAGAACUUCUAUCCUCCACACAUCAGAGUGAACUGGACGAGGAACGGUGUGUCGGUGACAGAGGGAGUUUACAUCAGCCAGUUUUCAAUAAACAGCGACGGAACCUUCAAUUUAUUCUCCACACUGACGAGUUCUCCGAAUGAAGGAGAUGAAUACAGCUGCACGGUGGAGCAUCAAGCUCUGGACUCGCCUCAGACUAGAACAUGGGAUGAAUCAGUGGUAACUCCACCUGAAACUCCGAGUGUAACUCCGACGGUGGUGUUUGCAGUGGGAAUUGCUCACAGUGAACAUUUCACCACCAGGCCACCAGAGGGCAUCCUCAACCAGGGAACUGGAGGAACUGAGGCACUGGUUUCACCCCUGAUGUGGUGGCUCUGGAAGAAACCUCAAAGGAACCAUAGAGAGACUCUUAAUCAGCCACCUAACGCAGAACACAAAGUCUGGCAGAUCAUCCAGAGACAGCAGGAUCUCGUUCUCCUGGGCAGAGAGACCGUGAGAAGAUCCCGGACCGACACAAUGCAGCUGUGCGCUCCGUCUCUUCUCUGCAUGCUGUUGGCUUUAUUUACCUUUAAAGCAGUAGAUGCUUACUAUGGACAGCGAUUCAAGCAGUGCUAUUACAGCAGAGAUUCCAGCACCAUUGAAUUCAUUUAUUCUUGGUUCUUCAACAAGGUCGAGUAUCUGAGAUACAACAGCACUUCAGAUAAAUACACAGGAUACACAGAUUACGGCGUGACGGAGGCAAACUCGCUGAAUCAAAACCACAGUAACAGCCGCUAUCACUAUAUCAAAGAAUUCUGCAGUGCUACCAAAGAUAAGCUCUUCAGUAACGUCCUGAAGACAGUGAAGCCCGAGGUCACAGUGAGGUCACUGAGAUCUGAGUCUGACAAUCUCCCGGCCAUGCUGAUGUGCGCUGCGUACGAUUAUUUCCCAAGUGGAAUCAAAGUGUCAUGGCUGAGAGACGGCAAGGUCGUGAGCGAGGGCGUUUCCUCCACAGAUGAGCUUUCAGAUGGAGACUGGUACUAUCAGAUCCACACUUAUCUAGAGUACGUACCGAGACCUGGAGAGAACAUCUCCUGCAUGGUGGAGCACGAGAGCUUAACACGACCACACAUACACACCUGGGCGCCUCCGCUUCCUGCGGAUGAGAGGAACAAGCUGAUUAUCGGCAUUUUUCUCCUGGUGCUGGGAAUCGUUUUGGCCGUCGCUGGUUUUCUUUAUUACAUGCUGAGGUUUAAAGAAUGUCCUGCAAAACAAACUUCACAGUCUGUAUCUUUAGAACACACUGUUUCAGAGGCGAGUUCAGAAGCUUCAAAUCCAUGAACACUUUCUUCAAAUCUACAUUUGGAAUGACUCAGAACUUUUGAGUCAGAUGAUUUCAUCAUCUCUGCUUAUGAUUUAAUAUUAAAUAUGAUCAGGAGUCACUACAAAGCUUCAUAUGGCUGAGUUUUAGCUGAAUCUGAAUCGCCUGAUUCCUUCAGAUUUCACUGAAUGUAGAUGUAGAUGUUUGUAGAGUUGUUCAGUGAAUUCAGUUAUUGAUGAUGUGUUUCUCAGCUGUUUAAACUCUACAAUGGAUCUGCAAGUUUUAUUUGUUCCCAGUGUUUAUUUAAUUAAGAUUAUUAAUUUUGUGGUUUUGGUUCUUAUUAUUGUAUUUUGUGUUAUAUAUAUUUUUUAUUUUGUGUUAUAAUUAGGUGUUUAGGAGGGGUGGAAUGUUUAUAUCGUAGGCUUACGUCAAACGUCAAAAUAAAAAAGACUUCCUCAUAGGAA
Molecule: messenger RNA, 2872 nt
Organism: Pangasianodon hypophthalmus (striped catfish)
Lineage: Eukaryota; Metazoa; Chordata; Actinopteri; Siluriformes; Pangasiidae
Exons: 16
Coding region: 29-2428 (799 amino acids)
Biological process (GO): immune response; immunoglobulin production involved in immunoglobulin-mediated immune response; peptide antigen assembly with MHC class II protein complex
Cellular component (GO): MHC class II protein complex; membrane
Molecular function (GO): MHC class II protein complex binding
Source: RefSeq, a predicted model, not a curated record